AUGUCGAUGGGAUCGAUGGUCGAUGGGAUCGAUGUCGAUGAUGUCGAUGACGAUGAUGUCGGUAUAUUCAGCAUCGCCAAUGACCGCCAAAGUGAGGACGAUGAUACCCUCACUGGUGAAGACAACGUUCUUUCAGCAGUGCACACGAAGCGCACUGCUGUUGACAAGGAUGAAUCAGCAGAGGAAUUUCUGCCGACUCGCGAAGCGGUUGUCCGCUUCGGUCAAGAUUCUAUUGUAGAUGCAUUAGACGGACAGAAAAGAAAUGCAGACAAACAUGGAAAAGCAAAUGUUCUUUGA
Messenger RNA from Peronospora matthiolae, 297 nucleotides. Lineage: Eukaryota; Oomycota; Peronosporomycetes; Peronosporales; Peronosporaceae. The record is from the annotation of a GenBank genome assembly.